Mustela lutreola (European mink) is the source of this 1296-nucleotide messenger RNA. It is a transcript of the gene CD7, whose product is annotated as CD7 molecule. Bases 287 to 916 code for a protein of 209 amino acids. NCBI's taxonomy places the organism in Eukaryota, Metazoa, Chordata, Mammalia, Carnivora, Mustelidae. Gene Ontology annotation, biological process: adaptive immune response. Gene Ontology annotation, cellular component: membrane. The record is from RefSeq and is a predicted model, not a curated record. Gene Ontology annotation, molecular function: signaling receptor activity. The transcript has 4 exons.
CUCUCAGCAGGACAGUGCGGAGGGGUGAGAGGGGGUGAGGACCGCCCCUCCCAGCCUGGCCCUCUGCACCUCCCCUUGCCGGUGGCACCGCUCCAGGAAGCCCUCCGGGAGUGCCUGGACCACCAGCCACCGCCUCCCACGCGCCGUUACCUGGGGGUUCGGGGCGGUGCCUCCGAGCUGGUGGCUCGCAGGCGGGCGCUGCAGACAGGAAGAGUCUCAGCCAGCCGUGAGCGGGGCCCUGCUUCUCCCUCGGCGCUGGUCUGCGGGGGGCAGGGUGGCGGCCAGCAUGGCCCCAGAGCUCCCUCUGCUCCCCCUGCGCCUCUCUUAUGCCUGUACCCUGCUCGGGGCUCUGGCCACCCAAGAGGUGCGGCAGCUCCCCCCCUACACGAUUGCCUCCGAGGGGGGCUCCAUCAACAUCACCUGCUCCACGAGCGGGCCCCUGGCCGGGGUCUACCUGAAGCAAAGGUGGCCAAAGUCCACCAGCGUGAUUUACUAUGAAGACAAGAAGCAGCCCACGGUAGACGAGUGCUUCCGAGGUCGCGUCGCCUUCUCCGGGCUGCAGCACAACCUGACCAUCACGCUGAGCCGCCUGCAGCCGGCCGACGCUGGGGCUUAUGUCUGCCAGGCCGUCAUGGACGACGUGGUCUGGGGCCCUGGCACCCUGGUGCUGGUGACAGACGAAGUGUCCCAGGAAGCGCACACGUGCCCGAAGUCUCAGCUGACCUCGGCCUUCCCUGUGGUCCUGGCUGCGAGCUGCUUCUUCCUCGGGCUGGCGAUAGGGGCAGCAUGUGUGCUGAGGAAGACACAGGUCAAGAGACUGUGCUGCGCGGAGGACAAGAGCUCAGCAUGUGUGGUAUACGAGGACAUGUCCUGUGGAGGCCCCAACAGGAUGUGCACCCCCAAUGAGUACCAGUGAGCCCAGCAGGACCCUCUCCAAGCCUCCCCCUGCCCAGGCGCAGCUCACAGAAGACCACCUGACCCACCGCUGACCACCUGACCACCUGGCCCACCCAGCAGCUCCCUGCAGCCAUCAGGCUCCUGGUGUCCCGGGCCUCCUCUAGGAAGCCUUCCUUGCCUACCUCCUGCCUGCCACACUGCCGUGCCCGGCUGGUUCUGGCACGCUGGGCCCACCAGGGAGGAAGCCUGUGUCCUGCUGCUGGCUGCCCUUCCCCCACACGGCGGCGGGAGGAGCUUCUCUAUGCCUGGACUGGGCCCAGGGCCCAAGAGGCAGGGGAAGUCCAGUCCCAACCCCAGCGCAGGCUUGCCAGAAAUAAAGCUUCUCUUCCCCCCUUCUGA